Messenger RNA from Pseudomassariella vexata, 501 nucleotides. RefSeq names its product cyclophilin-like domain-containing protein. Gene Ontology annotation, molecular function: peptidyl-prolyl cis-trans isomerase activity. The record is from RefSeq and is a predicted model, not a curated record. Bases 1 to 501 code for a protein of 166 amino acids. NCBI's taxonomy places the organism in Eukaryota, Fungi, Ascomycota, Sordariomycetes, Amphisphaeriales, Pseudomassariaceae. Gene Ontology annotation, cellular component: catalytic step 2 spliceosome. The transcript has 2 exons. Gene Ontology annotation, biological process: protein peptidyl-prolyl isomerization; protein folding.
AUGUCGGUGACACUACACACCAACUACGGUGACCUCAAGAUUGAGGUUUUCUGCGAAAGUGUGCCGAAGACGGCUGAGAACUUCCUGGCUCUUUGCGCUUCGGGCUACUAUGACCUCUCCCAAUUUCAUCGUCUGAUCCCAAAUUUUAUGGUUCAGACCGGAGGCCCAGCGAACCCGACGCAAGAAAAUCCCAAGGGCGGCCAGUCCAUAUGGGGUGGCACAUUCGAGGAUGAGAUCCGGCCCGCUCUCAAACACAAUGCUCGUGGAAUCGUAUCAAUGGCAAACAAAGGCCCCGGGACGAACGGCUCUCAGUUCUUCGUUCUAUUCGACAAAGCGACGCAUCUUGAUGGCCUGAACACCGUCUUCGGCAAGCUGAUAGGAGACGAGAGCCUCGCAACGCUGGCCAAGUUGGAGGCGAUAGAGGUGGACAAGAAAAGCCGACCCAAGGCGAAGGCUUUCAUCGAGAAGGUCACCAUUCAUGCCAAUCCACUCGCCGGGUAG